AGCAGUAGUCCUGUCGUUUGACCGAGCACUUUAUCUUCGAAAACCUCAAAACAAGAGCGUUAGGGUUCACAGCUCCGGCGACAAUGGAGGUAACGAACGCCCGGAAGCGCGCCACCAAACGGAAAUUCGAAGACGGCGUUUCAGAGUCACCGGCAUCCGUUUCCAACGGCUUCAACAACGACGUCGAUCUUUCCCUUCUCGAAGCCAUAGAGAAAUCCCAAAACGCCGUCGAAGUUCUCGACCUCCGAACCCUAAAGAAGCUCGUUCUCUCCUUCGAACGUCGCCUCAAAGAGAACAUCGAAGCUCGUCUCAAGUACCCUAAUCAACCCGAUCGCUUCGCCGACUCCGAAGUUGAACUCCACGAUGAGCUUCAGAAACUCAAGGUCCUCGCCGGAGCACCCGAACUCUACCCUGACCUCGUCAGUCUCAAUGUCGUUCCUUCAAUCGUCGAUCUACUCAACCACGACAACACAGACAUCGCCAUCGACGUCGUUCAGUUGCUCCAGGACCUCACCGACGAGGACGUUCUCGACGACAACGACGAUUCCGCUAGGGUUUUGGUCGAUGCUUUGGUCGAAAACAGCGCGCUCGAGCUCCUCGUUCAGAAUCUCCACCGGUUGAACGAUUCCGACCCCGACGAAAACGCCGCCGUUUACAACACGCUCGCGACGAUUGAAAAUUUUAUCGAGGUGAAGCCCGCAGUGGCGGAAUUGGUGUGUGAGAGGACCAAGCUCUUGAAGUGGUUGCUGGGGAAGAUCAAGGUGAGGGAAUUUGACAGUAACAAGCAGUAUGCAUCUGAGAUUUUGGCGAUUUUGUUGCAGAGUAGCACAGUGAACCAGAAGAAGUUGGGGCAGAUGAAUGGGGUUGAUGUGGUGCUUCAGGCUGUGGCAAUGUAUAAGUCUAAGGAUCCAAAGAGUUCUGAUGAGGAGGAGAUGGUUGAGAAUUUGUUCGAUUGCUUGUGUUGUUUGUUGAUGCCGUUGGAGAACAAGGAAAGGUUUGUGAAGGCUGAAGGGGUGGAGUUGAUGAUAAUUAUCAUGAAACAGAAGAAAUUGGCUUAUGGGUCUGCUAUUAGGGCGCUUGAUUUUGCAAUGACCAAGUACCCUCCUGCUUGUGAACGAUUUGUGGAUGUUUUGGGCUUGAAGACAGCGUUUGCUGCUUUUAUGGGUAAGAUUCCUGUAAGUAAGAAGAAUAAGAAAGAAAGGUACCAAGAAGAAUUGGAGGAGCGCCUUGUGUCACUGAUUGCGUCAUUAUUUGGUGGAAUCUUGAGGGGUUCUAGGAGAGAAAGAUUAUUAAGUAAAUUUGUUGAAAAUGAAUGUGAGAAGAUAGACAGGCUAAUGGAACUAUACAUCAGAUAUUCAGAUAGAGUCAAAGCAGAAACUGAACGGUUGAAUCAAGUUGAGCUUGAUGACUUGGAGAUGGAUGAAGAUGAAAAAUACAAUCGUAAACUAGAAUCUGGACUUUAUACUCUUCAGUUGAUUGCUGUUAUUUUGGGUCAAAUUUGGUGCUCAGAGCAUCCACAAAUGAGAGGAAGAAUUGAACUACUACUCAAGCAGAACAAACUUACUAAGCAGCAUAUCAAGGAUAUCCUUCAGGAAUAUCAUGAUAAUAUAGGUGAUCUGGAUGGACCAGAAGAGAAGGAGCGAGCACAGACGAAAAUUCAGAAGUUCAUAAUGGCAUUUUAACUAGUGUAAAACUUAAUAAACUUAAACUGAUGUGAUUAAAUUUUUUUUCUAAAUGCAUGUAAAAUCUCCUUUUUUGUCCAGAACGAGGAAUAGAUUGGUGAGGGUAAUGGAGGAAUCUGCAAAUGUUGUUGAGAUCACUGUCACGUAUCGUUUUUGUCACAACUUUUAUGGUAGUUAUAACGGAUAUUAUUUUCCCCUUUCGUGGGGGGACUAGUUCAAUAGGGAAACUUCAGUCUUUCACUGUGUAUUCUCAAUAGGUAUAACCUGAGAUUAACCUCCACGCAAAGAGUGAUAGUCACUUAAAAGUUUUCCAUGUAGUGAUGAUUCUAACUUCUGAACCCUUCAAUAUUAUAGGUAAAUUUGUCUGUGAUUUUAAUAUACCUUUCCUACGACCAAUGUUAUUUCCCGCAGGGAG
Abrus precatorius (Indian licorice) is the source of this 2097-nucleotide messenger RNA. RefSeq names its product beta-catenin-like protein 1. Lineage: Eukaryota; Viridiplantae; Streptophyta; Magnoliopsida; Fabales; Fabaceae. The coding region runs from base 84 to 1682 and encodes 532 amino acids. Gene Ontology annotation, cellular component: spliceosomal complex. The record is from RefSeq and is a predicted model, not a curated record. The transcript has 8 exons.